CCCUUCGUGCCUAAAAAUUGUUCAAAAUACGUGAUCACGUAAACAAAAUGUCCCGAUCAUUCCUAGUGGACUCGUUAAUCAGUGACAAACCGGCGCCAGUGAAAAGUAAUGCGUUCGAUUACAGUCAGUUUACCCAGUUACCGGUGACUCCCCCGGCCAACUUGCCUUACUCGGCGUGCUACGUUGGCAGUUACCUGUUCUCGCUUGGAUUACAACAGCAACAACAUGCCCAACAGCAGCUACACCUACCCCAUCCGCAUCACCUAUCGCAACCGCGCAACCUUUCGCUGGAUCUAUCACCUAAACUAUACCAACCAACGGACGUGCAACCGCCGAGACUUUCGCCCAAAGAGGAAUACUACCGCAAAUUGUACCGCUGCGAGAAAACUCCCGAGCGUUUCUCUCCGUACCCAACAUCACCCAUCAGUGCCAAACAUGCCAGUGCAACUACUGUCAGCAAAUCUACAACCCCAUCACCGACCCCAACGGAUCCGCUGGCCUACGCCAUCGAUGAUGAACUGUCGAGCAAGCGAAUCCGGACAGCCUUCACCAGCACUCAGCUACUGGAAUUGGAACGGGAGUUCUCUGCCAAUAUGUACCUCACCCGACUCCGUCGGAUCGAAAUUGCCACUCGAUUGCGACUCUCCGAGAAGCAAGUGAAGAUCUGGUUCCAAAACCGGCGGGUAAAGCGCAAGAAAGGUGAUGCACCCAUCUGCCCCAGUGUGGCUUCUUCGUCGUCUCCUUGUCGAUCGCAUCAGCAAAAUCAACAGAAAUGUUGCUGCCACAACGCUAGUACCUGUGAAGGUGGUUCGGAUAGCGAGGAUGUCAAUCUUAAAAACCACAGUGAAAUGGAGCAUGACCGGAAGCCUACAGUCGAACAGGUGCAGUUACUUCAACAGCGUGCGUGGGAUUUCAGCAAAGGCCUUCAUUAG
Molecule: messenger RNA, 932 nt
Organism: Ochlerotatus camptorhynchus
Lineage: Eukaryota; Metazoa; Arthropoda; Insecta; Diptera; Culicidae
Product: GS homeobox 1-like
Exons: 1
Coding region: 48-932 (294 amino acids)
Biological process (GO): regulation of DNA-templated transcription
Cellular component (GO): nucleus
Molecular function (GO): DNA-binding transcription factor activity, RNA polymerase II-specific; sequence-specific double-stranded DNA binding
Source: RefSeq, a predicted model, not a curated record